GGGUAGCGGUAAGAUCGAACAGGCCGCCUUAUUGAUGUUCAUCUCUUUUUUCUCCUUUUUUCUCCUUUUUUCCAUCACUUGACCUACAGCUGUGAAAAUGUCAAUCUUUGAAGAUGCUCGUAAGGGAAUCCUUACUAGAGCCAGGCUCAACAGUUGGCUCAAACCUAAUUCGACUAUCAUUAACAUGAGAGAAGAUAGCUCAGGCUGGACGUUGCUUGUAACCGCCGGAGUAUCUGGAUUUCAGAAACAAGUCGACCAACUCCUCCUGAAAGGCGCAGAUGUUGAUCUUCCUUGCAAAGAUGGCGAGACGCCUCUCCUCGCUACUUGGAAGACGAAGAACGAGCGUCCGCUGAUCGUACAGACGCUCCUCCGUCAUAAACCCCGAUCCAUCGACAAAACCUGUGGUCUCGCCAUGAAUAAUACUCCGUUGAUGUAUGCCAUUGAGAAGGCUGACAUCGAAACGGUUAGAUUGCUGCGAAGAGUUGGUGCAAGCCUCGAAAUAAAAAACAAUGACGGCUUCAAUGCGAAAGAGGUAGCUCAGAACACCGGGAACAAGGCCAUCCUCCGCGCACUGGACCCUUCCAAGGAACAAUUUGACCUUAUGCGAGUUGCUUCUGAUGUAGUAACAUUCAUACUUUACAUCAUUUUCACUGUAGGGUAUCUCUUGGAUGGAAUUGUAGUACGGGUGUUUGGGCUGAGCGGCGAGGAAAACCCACGCAUCGAUUCGCGUGUAAACCCUGGCCCAGAGGAGCUCACUCCAGAGGAUUUUGUCAGGAAUGUCGACGUCUAUGUAAAAGAUAAUCCCGUGCUGAACACCUUCUUCAAAGACAAAAAGAAUUUCAUUCAGGACCUAGCCCAAAAUCUGUGGACCUUGCAAAGGACUCGACAGGUAAUCUACUGUGAUGACAGCGGUUCAAUGACUAACAACAAGGGCAAAGAAGAAAACCGCUGGGGAAACCAAAAGGAACUUGUUCUCCGAAUUGCUAGGACCACUACUCGAAUCCUCCCCGACGGCGAAGGUGUUGCGCUUCGCUUCAUCAAUAACGAAACAGACAAUUCUACAAGCCUAGACCUCGAGGGCAUAGGGACCAGCAUCAGCUCUAUAGUCCCGAAAGGUAAUACCAACAUCGGCACGACCUUAGAAGAGAGAAUCCUUGAACCACUUGUCUACAGCAGGCUUGAAGCUAAAGCUCUUGAGAGACCGCUCCUAAUCACUAUUAUCACUGAUGGUGGCCCCGAGCCCGAAUCUAAGGACAUGCUUGCGAAGGUCAUUGUGGAGUGUGGUGACCGGCUAGUUCAAGAUGGAUUUCCACGAGACAGUGUGAAAUUUUUAAUUGGCCAGAUUGGGUCAUCAAACCGAGCUGUUGACUUCCUCAAUACUCUCAAGAAUAAUGAUGACAUUACUAAAGUCGCUCACAUUUUCGCGGGUAGGCUUGAUGACGAGUUCAAAAAAUUCCGUGAUGAGCGUGGGUUAGAGAGAUGGCUGAUCGAGACAUUGUUCAUGCCUUUGGCGGCUGCCGAAACUAAGAAAAACAAGUAGCUAGAUCCUUGCCUACUUGGUAGGUGCCUCUUUGAACUGAUUUCGUACCUCUACCCUUGCGUCUAUUGAGUUCCUAUUAACUACGGCUUCACUACUUAGCUCAUUGAGACGGCCACAAUACGGUUACUAAUAGACGAGGGAUCGAAGUUGAAGCUACCCCUAGAGAUAUAACAGGGUUACCGAUGGGAUACAUUAGGAGGAUGCCACGAGAGGGCAGGAAGAGAGUAAUACAUGUUUGGAGGUAUAUUCAAUACAGCACACG
Messenger RNA from Annulohypoxylon maeteangense, 1802 nucleotides. RefSeq lists its product as uncharacterized. Bases 98 to 1540 code for a protein of 480 amino acids. Gene Ontology annotation, molecular function: protein binding. The transcript has 7 exons. Lineage: Eukaryota; Fungi; Ascomycota; Sordariomycetes; Xylariales; Hypoxylaceae. The record is from RefSeq and is a predicted model, not a curated record.